AGAGGUGUCAUUUCACCAAAGCAGAACCAUUUCUCAAUUUUACACUUACAAAGAUAGUUCAGCAUAUCAGGAAUAAAAAAAUAAACGUGUGUGAAAAAGAAAAACCAUCUGUGUUUCUGGAUUUAAAUUGUGAACCUUAAAGGACUGUAUGCAAUGUAUAAACCACUGCAACCAACGUAAUAGUUAAUGAGGCCAUUGAUCAAAUGGAUUUAAUUAAGAUGUGAAGUUUACUUGCGCAUAGGUGGUGCAGCCAUUUGGACAAGUGCUAUCUGGUUCUUAACACAAUAGAACAUAAACAUGAUAGAAUUAACAUUCAGUUGAAUAUCUUAUGCUAUGUAGAAGUCCAAUUCAUAAUAUGGUAUCUCGAAGUUAAAUUCCUAAAAUGCCAUAGUUUUGUCUUAGUGAAGCGAGUCAAUUAUGACACAAUUUAGAGUGAAGAAGAAGCGAACACUUUGUGUUAUUGUCGUGACAACAUGCCUGCUAGGAUUUGUUGUCUUGCUGUCAACCAUCAAGGAUCAGACAUCCCUUAAUGUAGGAAGUGACUAUGAUCUGCGGUAUGAUAUUGAUGGAGCUGAUAUCGUUAGUGACGAGCUGUACCAACAACAUAAUAAUCAAUUUGAGAUGAAUAUAGAAAGUGGAUUUAAACACAUCGAGAGGAAACCACAAGCUCACAUUGAACGGAACUCUAACCAAUAUAAUGAUGCAAGAAAUGGUUUCAGGGACAACACAGAUGAUGCAAACCUAAGUGAGGAUUACACAAACCCUGAUUAUGACAUGAAUGUAAAACUGAAGAAAAUUGGAGAGGCCUCUGAGGAGGAAGAUGAUGACGAAGAUGAUGAUGAUAUUGUAGCUGAAGAUGAUGAAGAUGAUGGCUACUAUGACAAUACAAAUGAAAAUGCAGUAUUUAAGUCUGAUGACUUUGAUAUGCAAAAUUAUAGAAAAUUCUCAAAUAUGGAGAAUGGUGUUGUUAAAAUGAACCAAGAGCAAAGCCAAGAUUCCAUUGUUAAUGACAGACUUUUGGCAGAUUCCCUUAAUGUUAAACUUGAGAAACCUGUGCAAUACAACAAAAUAAUCCCACAAGAUCUUAAACAUAGUGCAGUCAAACAAGAUAGUAAGUCACGGACUAAAUGUGCAGAAGGUAAACCCUGUGUUACUAUUAAAACCACUGAAAGAUCUCAUAAGCCAAUACAAAAACAUACAAAAGCACUAGAUGCAACUGAAAAAUCAAGGAUAGGGUUAAACCCACAGACACAAAUUCCUGCCCAGCCAGGCGUAAAGGAGCUCCCUUUAGAGGCCCCAAUUUUGAACAGUCAGAAGGAGUCACUGCAGAAUACAUUAAUGAGCCCCAUACCAGAGAGGAUGGCACCAAAUGUCAAUGAUAGCAAUGUAACUGUCCGUAGCAAUAUGGGGAUUCCAAUUGUAGUUCAAGGAGUAUUCUGGUCUGAUGACCUUCUGCAGUAUGUACCAAAAGGACCAAGUAAGCAAGAUACUGAGACAUUUGUGAAGAAGGUCCAACAAAUACAUGUCAAAGACAUCAAACCUUCAACAUGGGACCGCUGUGGUCGUGAUAAAAACAAGUUUGUGAUCCUCGAAGACGGCACACAACUGUGUGUGAGAUAUAGAGCACCACAUUCAAAACUAGUCAAAGGUGAAGUGUUGUCAUUUUAUUUAGCCAAGUGGUUAAAACUUGACAAUGUCCCAAUCACCGUUCUAUCAACUGUAGACAACACAUCACCUCAAUGGAGGGGCCAUAAUAUUACUUCUCUGGGCUGGCAAAAGGGGGAGCCAGCAGCUCUAAUACAGUAUAUAGACAACCUUAAUAUAUUACAAAGAUCUCGAGUGAAAAUCCCAGACCAGCUACUAAAAGCUUAUGAAACUGGGAGCAUAUUAGACAGCAACAGUUCUCUCAUGACCAGCCUUAGGGUUGAGGAGCUCAUAGAAUUGAUUCAGUGGACCCAGAUGAUCAUCUUUGAUUACCUCACUGGGAACUAUGACAGGGUUGCGAGUAUGCAAGAUGGAGCUGAAAAAGAAAACAAACCCAAAAUUAUGCAUGAUAAUAUGAGGAAUCUCCGUAAAAACUGGAAGACUGGCAAACUUUGGCUUAUAGAUAAUGAAUCAGGGAUGUUUGAUGGAUAUGAACUAUUAUAUUUAGGCGACCAAAAUUCCAGGAGAUUUUUAAAAUUUCAUAAAGAAAUGCUAGAAUCAAUUUGUAUUUUUGACAAACAUAUGGUGACUGCUAUUGAAGAGCUCCUCAAACAUGACCAGCCACAAAUAGUUUUGGAAAGUUUUGCCCAAACCCAUGAUCCAUUAUACAAGACAGUUGAGGCAAAAUUAAAAAUAAACCAUUUAGCGGAACAUUUUAAAGACCGUCUAAAGGAAGUUUAUAAUUGGGUAAAAAAGUGUCAAAAAAGGUAGCAGAAAAAUAUCUACCAACAUCAAAAAUAAAUAUCAAGGUGCUAGUUCAAAUCUCAUUUAAGGUUGUAAAUGUUACAUAUUAUAUUCACCACUGCCAAAAUGCUUUCAAAAAGAUGCCAUAUAAACUAAACAUGAGGUUUUAUCUAACACAUUGAAUAUUUUUAGAAUUCUAGUCCCAAAAUCUUAACCAUGCAUGCAGGAAAGCUGCAUCUUGAAUGCCCCUCAUAAUCAUAGCAUGGAAACUGAAUUUAUUAACAACAGUAAUAUAUGAGGGGCCAGGGGAAGGUUUAUCAGGAUAAGUGUGACUCCCCAAAAUGUAAGAUUGUAACAAAGUGUUACUCACUAAAAUAUGACACCCUCAGAAACAUUAGUAUAUUAGUUUUGAUAUCUUAUAUUUAUUGUGAAGUAUAAGAAUUCAUAACUUAUAUACAAAGAUUUAACAAGAUAAGACAAAAAACUUUACAAUUUCAUGAUGAGUUCUUUUUUCAUGUUCAUGAGUGGUAUAUCUAUAUUGAUUAGCAAGAAUAUUAUAUCAUAAUCUACAUGUGAUUAAUUUAUUGACAGCAGCCCAAGAAAGAAAUCUCAAAUAUUUGUCAUUAUGUUUAUGAUAUUGUGCUAUUAGAUCAUGAUGAUCUUUAAAUGUAAAUCGUUGUUAAUUCAUAUAGUGUUAUUUAAAGAUGCACUCUAAAUAUCCUAAAGUGAGGUUUGAUAUUACUUUUUCAUAUCAGUUCAUUUAUUGUUGUUUUAACGUUUGAAUUAUAAUCCCUUUCAAAAUCAGCUGUUUAUACAGAAAUUAAAUAUAUAAAUAAAUGACAGUAAAACCUGGAUAUCUGAACACCUUAUUUAUCAUAACACCUCUAAAUAUGGACACUACUAUAGUUCAACUUCACUUCAUGUUCACUCUUUCAGUUUACAAAAUAACUCACCAAGCCAUUCAGAGUAUGUUGUUGAAAUACAGUAGACUUUCUAUGUAUAUGGUCAUUUCCACCGAUGUGAUCGCAUAGUAAAUGAGCACACAAUAUAGCAUGUGUUCCUUCGAGCUCACUGAUUGGUUGAGAAAAGAUCAGCGGAAGGUUUGAAAUGAUUUAUGACCUAGGCUGCAACUGGCAUAGGCGGGGGGUUACUAAACUGUAAUUUUGUCUGUACUAGGCAGAGGGUAGUUUAUGACUACACUGCGUGCAGGGUAUUGGAUAUUAACACUUUUUGGUCUCAUUUUUAAUCUGCUAGACUCCUAUGUUGGAAAACCUUAAAAUAUGAAGACCUCGCAAUCUGAACAUUUUGGACAGUCCCAUUGGUGAUCAGAUAAAACAGGUUUCACUUUACACUGAUUUUCUUAUUUCAAGUGAGGAUAAAUCUGAAUGUUUUCAUGAAAUCAUGCUAGUUAUGUGGUGAACAAUAUGUAACGAAUUCUUACCUAUCAUUAUGGUCUGGUAAAUAAUUUCUAGAUGUAAAUAGGUGAAAAAAGUAUUAUUUAUGGAAAUAAAUGUUAAAUUAUUGAUAAUAAAA
Owenia fusiformis is the source of this 3921-nucleotide messenger RNA. NCBI's taxonomy places the organism in Eukaryota, Metazoa, Annelida, Polychaeta, Sabellida, Oweniidae. The record is from the annotation of a GenBank genome assembly.